AUGGCAGCUCUCAGUGGAAAGAUGGAUGCUUAUGAUCUGCUUGCAUCAAAUGGGAGCAUUCCAUCCCUGACUACUCCGCAGAAUGAUAAUGUUCUUCAUGCAGCAAGUCAAGGUGGUAACAAGGCCAUAGUAAGGAAGGUCAUUGACAUCUUUGACAUCAACACCAGGGGAAGGAAUGGUUCCACACCUCUGAUGAGGGCUGUUAUUGGAGGCCACAUUAGUGUGCUGAAGUUCCUGAUGUCUCGUUCAGCUGACGAUACUCUGGUGGACAAUGAUGGGCUCACCCUUCUACAUCUUGCUUGUACAUAUGGUCACCUUGAUGUUGUGAAACACAUCUCAGACAGGUUUGAUAUAAACACUAAAGACAAGGCUGGUUUAACAUGCAUCAUGACAUCGGUACUGUAUGGUAAAGUUGCAGUAUUUGAAUACCUGCAAAGUAGAGACGCAGAUUUGUUACUAGUUGACAAUGAAGGCGAUGACGCCUUAAAUCUUGCCCUUAAAGUAGACUGCAAGCAAAUCAUAGAAAAGCUGUCAUCAGGUAGAGAGUCAGAGAGGAACGUCACACCAUGGAGUGCCCUUAUGAAGGCAGACAUAAGACGGUUUACACCAACAUCAGACAAUGCUCACGUUGAAGUCUUCAACAGAUAUAUGGAAGACCUCGUGGGAGGGUUCAAUGUCUCUGUGUUUGAUACCUUCAACAUGACUAAAGGAGUGAGGAGCGUGGAUGGUGUGCACUAUGGCCCUGGGGUCAACCUUGUUAAAGCUCAGAUAUACUUGAACUAUAUAUUGGAAUUACAACGACAAGAAAUAUGGAAUUGA
This is a messenger RNA of Haliotis rufescens (red abalone), 819 nucleotides long. Its product is annotated as ankyrin repeat domain-containing protein 2-like. Gene Ontology annotation, molecular function: protein binding. The record is from RefSeq and is a predicted model, not a curated record. Bases 1 to 819 code for a protein of 272 amino acids. The transcript is spliced from 2 exons. NCBI's taxonomy places the organism in Eukaryota, Metazoa, Mollusca, Gastropoda, Lepetellida, Haliotidae.